Molecule: messenger RNA, 2832 nt
Organism: Trachymyrmex septentrionalis
Lineage: Eukaryota; Metazoa; Arthropoda; Insecta; Hymenoptera; Formicidae
Gene: Ccdc85
Product: coiled-coil domain-containing protein 85C
Exons: 4
Coding region: 1012-2598 (528 amino acids)
Source: RefSeq, a predicted model, not a curated record
UGUAUCUUUGCUGCGAACGAGAAUAAGAGGAAUAUAGGUUCUUUUAACGAGAACCAAAUAGGUAUGAUACUCGCCUCACUGGAAUCUGUGGUAUAUGGAAAAGAGCAAAAGAAAGAGAAGGGAACCGUGUGAGUGUUACGAGAGGAGAAUUGAUACGACAAUUCGUACUUCGCUUACCCACGGUAUACUUGAAGCGAAGGGCGCCCAAGCCACAGAGAGACGGGAGACGCGUAAAGACCGCUGAUAGAGGGGAAUCGGUGUUACUGCGGGGAUUAGUGGUAUGAGAGACUGGUAUGUCGAUUGUGAGCAGCAUGCUGCUUAAGUUGUACGCGAAGGCCACGAUUGUGCGACUGUUACAACGCUGACGCGUGUAGAGCCGAGCAUUGCGGUGAUAGUAGUCUCGAAAGUGAGCAACGCUUAUACAAGAAAACGUACUCACUGAAUAUAUCCGGACAUUCGACGAACAUUGAAUGCUCCAAUAAUUUUCAUUUACGAUGACCUAUUUAACUCCGAGAUGUUAAUACGAUUUAACAUGAUGUUCUUUCAGAGUUCAUUGUAAAUUGGUACAAUUUCUUGGAAAAUACGGAUGUGAAUGACCCAAUCGUGAUGGAAACUUUGCAGAAACGACUAGCGUCCAAUUUCUUCAUCUCCAGUUAAUCAUUUGAUAAAGUUACCUGGAUCAUAAUUGCUGCUCUAUCUUUUCUGAGCUACGGUCUGCAAUGCGGAUAGAAAGUUGAGAUUAACUAACGCUGAAAAAAAAAACGGACUGUAAGUGAAUCAUAACAAGUGAUGUGAUUCUCGCUAGACGAGACUCUUUCGUAAGAUUUGCCGCUGGUAACAGGUGCACUCGGAAGAAGAAGCGCGCGAAAGAAGGCGAAUACGAGGAGGAAGCAAAAAAGUCGAAGAAGAGGAAGAGAAGGAGAACGCAGAAAUCGGUCGUCGAAAGAGUAGCGCGCGAGCAAGGUCCCCUACGGCGAUAAGGCGAGGCCCGGGUAUCGGUGGAGGGAACGUAUGUAUCGCGCGGGGCCGGUCACGCGGACCGGGCCCGCCGCCGCCGCUGCUACUCGUGAGAGAUCGCGCGCUGACCCAGAUUUCGGCAGGUCAAACCGGCGCGAAGAGGCUGCGGCGGACUUUCUGAAAUGGGACACGGCACAGCCUGGAGCUAAAUUAGCCGCGAUGUCCAAUAAGAGUAAGUCCCAGUCGCAGCAGCAGCAGCAGCAGCCGCAGCCGCAGCAUUAUCAGCAGCAACAGCAACAGCAGCAGCAGCAGCAUUCUCCGCACGUGAUCAAGCCAGUGGACCAACUGCCGCCGCGCUAUCAGCCCCCGCCGCAGCCUACCAGCGGCAUCCUGAAGAACCAUCUACACUUCACCAACGGAGGUACAUCGGCGCCAGGCUUGGCUCAGGCCGGCAGUAAUCAAGGUCCAGGCGCGACCUUGAACCAUCAUCAGACCACGCAGCCGCGCACGUUGCCGCCGCCCCCGCCGUCUUCGCAGCAUCAUCAGCAGCAGCAUCAAUCGCAGCAGCCAACUCAAUCGCAGCAGCAAUCGCAGCAGCAGCCACCAUCGAAGGAUGCGCAGAGCAAGUACUCGCCGAGGAUAGAGCAUCACCAUCAUCAUCCCCAACCGGGUAAUCCGCUGAUCGCUGCCGCAUCGGCGGCAGCGUCUAAGAGUCAACAACAGCCGCAGCCAUCUACCUACCUCCAACAGACUAAGCUCGGCCAAGGUCAAUACUUGCCACCCAGCAGUCAGUAUCCGGCGGUGAACAACGGCCAGAACGCGCCGGUCAGGCAGAGGAUCAGCGACGACGAAUUUCUGCGACUCGGCCCUGUGGAGAUGCUUAAGUUCGUGCGGAAGACCGAGAGUGACAUCGCUAGGCUCGCCGCCGAGCAGAAUCGCCAGAUACAGAACUUGCUGAAUGAGCUGCGGUUGCUGAAAGAAGCCAACCAAAGACUGAACGACGAUAACCAGGAAUUGCGCGAUCUUUGCUGCUUUUUGGACGACGAUCGUCAAAAGGGUCGCAAGCUGGCGAGAGAGUGGCAGAGGUUUGGCCGAUACACAGUGAGCGUUAUGCGACAGGAAGUCUCGGCUUACCAGAAUAAGUUACGUCAACUGGACAAUAAACAGCAGGAAUUAAUUAAAGACAAUCUGGAGCUCAAGGAGCUGUGCCUAUAUCUCGAUGAAGAACGCGGUGGUGGUCAAAGGGACGACGGCGACGGGUCGAGUUCGAGUACGAACGCCGAGGAAACUGCGCCACCGAGGCCGAGGCACACUUCCACAUUUAACGAUCAAACAAUGCAAUACGUGAGGAGCUUGGAGCAACGGGUGAAGCAAUUGGAAGAAGACAAAAGUGUUCUCCAGGCCAGAGCGCAAGGUUGGGAAGUGCUACCAUCGGGUGAAGUUUGGGAUAGUCCCGCGAGCCCGAACGACAAUACUCAUUUAGGAAGCCGACCGGAGGCCGUAGUGCGUGCUCUUCAAGUUCUCGAGGUCAGAGAACAACUGGAAAGAGAAGAAGGUCAUGAUGGUGAAAAGGCGUUAGUUAGAGAAAUGUGCAAUGUCGUCUGGCGGAAAUUGGAAGAAGGUCCGCAAGCGAGGCAUUAAUGAUUGUGCCGGGAGAACAACUAUGUGUUAAUUUUGGAGCGUUGUUAAUAUGUAACAAUAAGCUCUAACAUACACAACAUAAAGAUAGCAUUAUAGUAGAUAAUACGCCUGAUCUUUAUUGCUGCACUAAACUACACUACUUGUAAGACUUUCUCGGUUUCGCCAAACUUUAAAUAUAUAUCUAUUUCGUUUUAAGUACAACAUAAAGUGUACAUUAGUUCAGCAACAAAGAAC